AUGCUUGGUUCAUAUGAAUAUCCCGAUUAUCCUAUGCUUGAAGCGACAUACGGUGUGAAAGACAACGAUCACAUUCCCGCAGCCACUUUACAUAAGUACCUGACGGAUUAUGCUCUCAAGUUCGGUGUGUUUUCUCGAAUAGUCUUCAAUACACAUGUGUUAUCCAUCGAGCAAACUAGAGAUGAUGGGUGGGAAGUUAAGGCGCAGAGCGAGGGUACUAAAGGAGAAAUUAUCUACCAAAGUAAAAAGAUUGUUAUGGCAACUGGACUCACUUCUCAGCCUAAUAUGCCGGUUUUUACGGGCCAAGAAAGCUUCAAUGUUCCUUUGUUCCAUGCCAAAGACUUUUGUCGUGAAGCCGCCAUCACGAAAGUCGCCAACCACGUUGCAGUUGUCGGUGGAGCGAAGUCCGCCUUCGACAUCGCUUAUGCAUUCGUGCAGGAAGGCGCCCAGGUAGACCUGAUCAUUCGUCCUAAUGGCAAUGGCCCCGUCUGGCUGGCGCCGCCUUUUGUCACACCACUGAAGCGAAAGGUUGAAGAGCUUCUCCAUACUCGCCUUUUGACCUGGUUCAGCCCCUGUCCAUGGGGUAACGAGGACGGAUUUGGCAUUAUUCGCCACUUUUUACAUAAAACUGGCGUUGGUCGGUGGUUAGUGCACAACUUUUGGCACUUACUCGGCUCGGAUAUUAUUGCAACAAACGGUUAUGACUCGCACCCUGAUACCCGAUGCUUGAAGCCUUGGUCAUCCCCGUUCUGGGUGGCUAGUGGAUUAAGUAUUCACAACUACCAAACAAAUUUUUUUGAUCUAAUCAAGAAUGGUGCCAUUCGGGUUCAUGAAGCUGAGAUCAACCAACUGAGUGAGAGGACUGUUCAUUUAUCCACCGGCGAGCUGCUUCCGGCAGAUGCCCUAAUUUGCGCGACCGGGUGGAAAAAGGGAUCUUCCGUGAACUUCCUCGAACUUGAUCUUGGUAUCCCCGGCUCCAGCGCUGAGAAGGAAAAAUUAUACCAGGAAGCUGAGAAGAAGGUGCUGAAUGACUUCUCUGAUCUCUCUUGUCAGCCUGUCCUCCGUUACCGACCACAGACUUCCGACCCCCUCCGACUAUAUAGAUUUAUGGUUCCCACUGGCACGUUUCAAAAGCGUAACAUUGCCUUCGCCGGUGCCGUCUCGACAGUGAGCACAUCCACCUGCGCCAGCAUCCAAGCUCUUUGGAUCUCUGCCUUCUUCGAUGGUCAAUUGAAACGCACGGCCUCUAGCUCUGAGGAAGCAGUCAAAGAGGCAGUCCUAUACUCACAAUAG
Messenger RNA from Talaromyces marneffei, 1293 nucleotides. RefSeq lists its product as uncharacterized. The transcript has a single exon. The record is from RefSeq and is a predicted model, not a curated record. NCBI's taxonomy places the organism in Eukaryota, Fungi, Ascomycota, Eurotiomycetes, Eurotiales, Trichocomaceae. The coding region runs from base 1 to 1293 and encodes 430 amino acids.